CAAUAUUUAACCAAGCGUGGAACAAAAUGUUGAACGCGUUAACCAAAGGCAAGAAGUUUUUAACUGAUCUCUUUGAAUCUUCGACAUUAGCAUACGACCAACGAGACGAGUGGUGCACGAAACUAAAAUCGGUGCAGGAAAAAGGUCGAAUGGAUCAAUUACUACAAGUACAGGAAAUGAGAGAUUUACAAAAGUCAUUCGAUCACGAAAUGAAAUUGUACAAUUUCCUAUCAAAAAAGGGUGUUAUUAGAAUCAAUGAGAAAGAAGAAAAAAGAGUGGAAGAACAGAAGAUAGCCAGAGAGAAGCAACUUAAAGAAAAAUAUAGCGAACAUGUUAAAAUAAUUAACGAUAUAAAUGCGUACACACAAAAGUUAGAUAUAAACAAAAUCAUAGAAGAAUUCCAGCAUACUGAGCAAAAAAACUUUUCUGUAUACAAAAUGCUGACAGAAUAUUGCGCUGAAAACGAAGUUCUUGGACGUGAUCUGCAAAGAAUACGACAGAAUUUAGAAGACCGUAAAGAUUGGAUCGAAAUGACGGAAGAGAAGCAAAAUAAUAAACUAAAGAUGCUACGUCAACAGUUAGAACAGAAAUCAAAGAUAACACAAAACCUUAGACAGCAAUUAGAAAUUAGAACGCAACAACUAAACGACUCUAUGGAGAAAGUUUAUGAAAUAUUCAAAAUGCUGGAUUGUUCUUUGGAACCGUUCCAUAAUCUGUUAGGAGAUAAGCGUCCUUCAUUCCACUGUCUCAAUUUAACUUUCUGCCUUAUCACGGAGAAAAUCAAUGAAUUGAUUCACACUGCAUUUUAUUAUGUUAGUAUUUCAACUAUUUCUAUUAUUUAAAUUGUUUAAACUUUCGUAAAACAUCAUAUUA
Molecule: messenger RNA, 873 nt
Organism: Papilio polytes (common Mormon)
Lineage: Eukaryota; Metazoa; Arthropoda; Insecta; Lepidoptera; Papilionidae
Product: coiled-coil domain-containing protein 63-like
Exons: 5
Coding region: 27-842 (271 amino acids)
Source: RefSeq, a predicted model, not a curated record